UUGUUUGGAGGGCAGACUACUACUAGAUUGAUACACCCUAUCCCCCAUAUAUAUCUUCCACUCUCACUGGACACAAUCUGCCCACAUCAGCUCACAUAGCUUUCCUCCAAGCCUCUCACCUCACUCAAAAAUACACAAUCACAGUUGACCUACCACCAUUGCUGCCACCCAGCUGCAGCCAUGAGCUCUUUCUCUCCCUCCAUCUCCACCGUCAAAUGCAUUCGGUCAUCAUCCAUUCAUUCAUCCCCAGCCGAUCAUCCACACCUUAAAAUGUCACCAAAUCGCAUGCCAUCGCCGCCAUCACUAUCACACACUUGUGCUCUAAAGCCAUUAAUUUCCAUUAGUAGUAUCGGGACCUCAAGUAAGUUUCGGGUGCUGAGGAUUACACGUUGGGAAUCUUCCUUAUAGUGUGGACAGUGCACAGCUUACUGGGAUUAUUCAGGACUAUGCUAGUCCUGAGCUCAUUGAGGAAUUUUUCUACAACGUGAACUCGCAUUUAAUGGAAACGUGUUUGCAGAUGCUAGAUCAACGAGUUCACGAUUUCUCUGAGGAUAAGGAUUAAUCGCAGUUCAUUAGAUUUAGUAGAUGUUACAAAACCCAGCGAGACAAUGCCAUCUUCAUCAACUAGCAAAACUGUCUCCUUGUGCAAUUUUUUACCGAUUAUGCCUUCCGUACUUUGAAUUAUUACUGAUGAAUCGUAUGCAGGUUCUGUAUCAUAGGGACACUGGAAAGAGCAGAGGAUUUGCAUUUGUCACAAUGAGCGCUAUUGAAGAUUGUAACGCUGUCAUCGAAAAUCUUGACGGACACGAAUUUGCUGGGCAAACCUUGAGGGUGAACAUUUCUGACAGGCCGAGAACGAAGGUACCUCUAUAUCUUGAAACUGAGUACAAGCUUUUCGUUGGGAAUUUAUCCUGGUCAGCCACAUCCGAGAGUUUGACAAAAGCUUUCCAAGAAUAUGGAACCAUGGUUGGAGCUAGGGUUCUGUACGAUGGCGAGACAGGAAGGUCCCGUGGCUAUGGAUUCGUAUGCUACUCAACAAAAUCAGAAAUGGACGUUGCCUUAGAAUCUCUCAAUGGAUUUGAACUAGAAGGAAGAGCACUGCGUGUAAGCUUGGCCGAAGGAAAACGUUCAUAAAAUUUUGUGUACAUUUGAAUAAGGGGUUAAUUAAUUAGAACAUGUUAAUUAGCUGAGGUAUAAAAUUCAUAUGCAAUCGCUUAAACGAUUUAAUUGAGACUCCCCUUUUCAUUUCUUGCUGCAUUCUGUAACUCAACUUUUUUGUUUCACAAUUCCUU
Molecule: messenger RNA, 1292 nt
Organism: Pyrus x bretschneideri (Chinese white pear)
Lineage: Eukaryota; Viridiplantae; Streptophyta; Magnoliopsida; Rosales; Rosaceae
Product: 29 kDa ribonucleoprotein A, chloroplastic-like
Exons: 4
Coding region: 586-1134 (182 amino acids)
Cellular component (GO): cytosol
Molecular function (GO): mRNA binding
Source: RefSeq, a predicted model, not a curated record